AUGAGAAGUGACGAAAGAGAGUGGACUUCAUUUCUUAAUUCACGCCGGGGGCUUUUUGUAUCUGGGGUUUCUGGAAUAUUUACGUCUAGUGCGGAGGACAAGGCCUUAAAGGUGGAGUUUGAAGCAACUGUGAGAAUGCACCCAACACAUCUUCCGUUAGGUUUUGACGUAGAGGCACUGAAAACAGAAAGGCACCGACUGCAGAAUAUCAAGAAGCAACAGGCAAUUACAAAAGUAGUUAGAGAGUAUGCGGAUAGGAAUGGCGUGCCAUAUGAAGAGAUUGAGAAAGAUCCGAAGGCAUACUUGGAAGUUCGAAGAGAAGAAAGUGAUGCGUUCAGUACGCUGCUGCACAUUAAAAAGAUAGGCUUGUACCAUGAGCAGAUGGUUCUUAGACGGAAUGUAUACAAAGGGAUCAAAGAGAUUAUUUCUCCAGAGAUUCUGAAGAGCUCAAAGACCUCGCAUGCGCACAAGCAGGAAAACUUGUACGAUUUGCGUGUGCUGUCAGAGCUUGAGACAAGGCACAUAGCUGCAGGAGAGGCAAAGAAGGUGGCGCAGUGGCUCUCUACUCUGAAGAGCAUCAAGCAGAUGGCACUUAAGUCUGUGCAGUCUCAGAAGGACCAGAUUGCAAAUCAGCAGAGAAUUUUCAUUGCAGUGAAUGCGAUACACGACAAGCACAAGAAAGAAGAAGAGAAGGCAAAAAGAAAGGCAGAAAAAGCAAGAAUCCAGGCACUGAAAUCAAAUGACGAGCAGGAGUACUUGAAGCUGCUCAAGCAGGAGAAGAACACGCGGCUAACCCACAUCCUGCAGAAGACAGAUGAAUACAUUGAUGUUCUAAAGAAGAGAAUAAAGCUGCAGCAAGGCUCAUCAGGCGAGAAGCCGCAAGAAGAUAACAUGGAUUACUUUGAGGCAGCGCACUCUUCAAAGGAGCUCAUCAAGGAGCAACCUCGCUCUGUUUCGUACGGUCUUCUGCGGGAGUAUCAGCUGAAGGGAGUUGAGUGGAUGGUCAGCCUCUACAACAACAAUCUGAAUGGGAUCCUUGCAGAUGAAAUGGGAUUAGGGAAAACAGUGCAGGCAAUUGUGUUCAUCUGCUACAUCCUGGAGAAGAAGCAGGAGACAGACCCGUUCCUGGUUAUUGUGCCUCUGUCCACGUUCUCUAACUGGCAGUCUGAGUUUAGUCGGUGGGCCCCGUCAAUUCGCGUGCUGUCGUACAAGGGCGACCCAACCCACAGGAAAGACCUCAAGAAGGAAACAUCAGAGGGAAAGUACGAUGUGCUUCUAACCACCUUUGAGUACAUAAUUAAGGACAAGAACUUCCUGUCUAAGACAAAUUGGCUUUACACAAUAGUAGAUGAGGGACACAGAAUGAAGAACAGUGGGUCUCGUCUGUGUGUGGUGAUGAACACGUAUUAUAAGUCCAGGUACCGACUGCUUCUUACAGGAACGCCCUUGCAGAACAGUCUGCCUGAGUUGUGGUCUCUGCUGAACUUCGUGCUUCCCAAGAUCUUCUGCAGUGGUGGAAGCUUUGACGAGUGGUUUAAUGCGCCUUUAAUGCACGUGGGGGAGAAGAUCGAGUUGAAUGAGGAAGAGGAGCUUCUUAUCAUUAAGCGACUGCACAAGGUGCUGAGACCAUUCCUUCUGCGGAGAUUGAAAAAAGACGUUGAGGCAGGCCUACCUGAUAAAGUGGAAACAAUUAUUAAGUGCGGGAUGUCGCACCUCCAAAGAUCUCUCUACAAUGAAGUUAGAAGCACGACUUUGAAGAAAAAUGACUCUGUCAAAAAGCUCAACAAUACGAUUAUGCAGCUGAGAAAGAUAUGUAAUCAUCCAUUUGUCUUUGAUGCAGUAGAGGACUUUGUGAAUCCUUUGAAGAUUAACAACGAGCUGCUGUAUAAGGUAAGUGGGAAGUUUGAGCUUCUCAGGCGGAUGCUGUACAAACUCCGGGCAACAGGACACAAAGUCCUAAUGUUCUUCCAGAUGACACAGAUCAUGACGAUCAUGGAGGACAUGCUGGUGAUGGAAGGAUUUAAAUACUUGCGUCUUGAUGGAGCUGUAAAGAGCGAAGAGCGUGCAUCUUUGAUCUCGUCCUUCAAUGACCCAACCUCUGGGUACCCCGUGUUUCUUCUGAGCACGCGCGCAGGAGGACUUGGCUUGAACCUGCAGAUUGCAGACACAGUCAUCAUAUUCGACAGUGACUGGAACCCGCAUGCAGACCAGCAGGCGCAGGACCGUGCGCACAGAAUUGGGCAGACCAAAGAGGUGCGCAUAUACAGGCUGAUCACUGCAGACACCGUUGAGGAGUACAUUCUGGAAAAGGCAAACCACAAGCUGCAUGUGGAUGAGAAGAUCAUUCAGGCAGGAAGAUUUGACAACAGAACCACGCACGAAGAAAGAGAGGCUCUUUUGAGGAACAUAUUUGAAGAGAAUGUAGAGGGCGAUGACACGUGCGUGGUGGCCACAGAUGAAGAGCUAAACAAGAUGCUUGCAAGAAGCGAGGCAGAGAUGGUAGAGUUCAAGAAGAUCGAUGAGUCAAAUGUGCUUGGCCCUUUCAAUUUGUACACGGGCCCAGUGCCUUCGCUUAUUGGAAACCAGAAAGAGGUUCGAGAGCAGGAAGAGUACACAGGAAAAAGAAAGACGUCUUUCCUCUCCUCCAAAUUUCACAAGAAAGACGGGCUGGUGUCUGCAUGCACAGGCAUCCUGAAUGGACUGAUUAAGAGCACAGUGGGAGGAAGAAAGAGAAUUGAACUAUUUUUGGAGCUGCCUGACCCGAAUAUGUACCCAGACUACUACCAGAUAAUACAGUACCCAAUUUCAAUAUCAGAAAUUCGCGAGAAUUUAGAGGCGUAUGAGAACAUGGAAGAGUUUGAAGCAGAUGUAAGAAGAAUGUUUAACAAUGCUAUGAUCUACAAUGCAGAGGGCAGCAUAAUAUAUCAUGACGCAGAGUAUCUUUUGCAGAUAUUUGAAACCCUCAUUGAUGAGUCAUGA
Messenger RNA from Nematocida ausubeli, 2979 nucleotides. RefSeq lists its product as uncharacterized. Gene Ontology annotation, cellular component: nucleus. The record is from RefSeq and is a predicted model, not a curated record. NCBI's taxonomy places the organism in Eukaryota, Fungi, Microsporidia. Bases 1 to 2979 code for a protein of 992 amino acids. The transcript has a single exon. Gene Ontology annotation, biological process: positive regulation of transcription by RNA polymerase II. Gene Ontology annotation, molecular function: protein binding; ATP binding; DNA binding.